UGAAGCAACGAGUUCUUGAGAGACAGUCUCAUAAACUGUGUUUGGGAGCAAAAGGAGAAUUGAAGCUGAUUGUCACAGAACCUGAAACAGCACUAGCUGCUGAACAGGAGAGAUUUGAAGAAAAAUUAGUUCCCACAAAGGCUCUGGAUGCCUUGAGCAGUCUUCAAACAGAAGGUGAUGCAGAAUCCUCGCAGAAAGCAGAGAGUUUUGGUCCGAACAGUGAACUCUGUGAGGAAGCUGGUUCUGUGGAGAACAUCGCAGAAAAGUCUGCAGAGACCUCACCUUCAGUGGUGUUUGAAAACAUACAAGGAUGCAGUCCACAAUGCUUACGUAUGCUGCUGGAGAACAUCAGCGGCCUGGUAGUAAAUAAUGACUUCACUGUGGAAGUGAUACCUGAAAGAAAUGCUGCUGUAGCUACCUUUAUAAAAAAUAUUGAUACUACAGAAUUUAUCAAAAAAUGCUCACAAAACAAGAGAGUUAGAGAAUUCGAGAUGACUGCCAGGCUUCUUGAACUGACCCAGAGCAUCAAGGCUGAAAACAUACCAGCCAGCGUCUCCUCUGACUACCUCACCGUCUACUUCGAGAGUGCGCGGAACGGCGGGGGAACCGUGUCGGGCGUCCAGCUCUUCCCCGAGGACAGCUCGGCCAUCGUCACUUUCUGCGAUCAGAAAGAUCUAAACACUGUCUUGGAAAAGCAGCAUUUUCUGGAACAGACACAGAUUUCUGUGCAUCCCUAUUACCACUCCCUGGGAACAGCUCUCUAUGGAGAGGAAAGACCAGCUAUCAAGAUGCCAGACCCCAUUGGGGUGCCACUGGAUCCGUAUGUCUGGCAGUUUUUACAAAGGCAGGCUGAACUGAUCCAAGACAUAAACCAGGAAAUGGCAAUUUGCCAUUGUGAGCUAAAAUGGCCACAGACAGACUGCGCACACCCAGAAAUUAUGUUGUGCCCAUCGUCAUCUCUCUCUGAGCAGAAAAACCCAAUGAUUAAGUUGAUCAAGACAUGGAAGCAAGAUGCUUCUGCUGAGUUCUCACGUAUCAUGUCAUGUUACAUUGCUAUAAAGUGUAACGUAAAUUCAGUGGAUUGGGAAGAUGUGAAAAACAGGCUGGUGAAAGAUGCUGCUUUGAUCAUAACUGAUAUUUCUGAGGAGAUGGUGGUGAUUGCAGGCAACAGAGCUGCAGUGGACAGUGCAGAGAAAGAAGUGAGGGAAUGCAUGGGAAAAGCCAUGAAGGAAAGUGAAAGGGAAAAACAAAGCAUUGAAAUUUCCGUGUCCGUGAUCCCAGGGAAGUAUGCCGUUCUGCACAACACUAGGCUGGAAGAGAAUAUUCACAAAGAAUAUCCGUGCUUAAAGAUCUCUUACGAUGACACACAAAAAGCUGUUCAGUUGUGUGGAUUACCUGCGGAAGUCUAUAAAGUCAAAGCUGACUUACUGGAAAAGGUAUUGAACAUGCCAUGUACGUCAGUUACCAUUGAUCCCCAUGUCUUCCGCUAUCUACAGCGUGUAGAUAACAAAACAAUGUCAGAGACAUUAUUCACUAGGGAAAAUAUUAAUGCUUUUUAUGAACUUGAGCAUGCUACCGUGUUGCUAUUUGGAGAUGCUCCCAAAGAUCUUUUAGAAGCAGAAAAGCAAAUAAAGACAGGCUUAGGAUAUGAGUGCAUCAACGUGGAGGACGGCGAAGUCAUUAAAAAGGAGCAGUGGACAAGUCUUCUUGCCUCCUUGCGUAAGAAGUACAGUACUACCCAGGAAACUCUAAUCAUUGAUGAACCUGUUGAAAAAGAAAAUAAGGUUAUUAUUGCUGGCUUUUCUGAGACUGUAACAGAAGUUUGUCAGAAACUUAAUGAUUUUAUGGAUAGAAACACACAUGUGGAAAAAGUAAUCCCAGCUAAGUCAGUGGUGGUAGUGCAGUUUGUAGAGAAGGAAAAAUCCGGUGUUUAUCAUGAACUGAGGCAGAAAGGUGUGACGGUACAUUUUGACACCAAGAGACCGUGUAUUUCCCUGAGUGGACCAAGAGCAGAAGUGCCAAACGCAGUCACCAGGUUUGAAAAAAUUCUCUCAUCCCUUUACUCAAAAAAUGUGUUAAUUGAUAAACCAGGAGCCAAGGAGUUCUUCGCUGAAAGGAAAGAUUCAUGUGUUUGUGAGGCAAAGCAGAAAUUUAGCUGUUUGAUUAGGCUGGAAGAAGAACACGAACAACAACAGAAGGAUGAAAAAGUUUAUGAUAAAGAGAAAGGAAAGCUCUACUACAAAAUAAUUCUGUCAGAUGGAGUUGUAGUAACAGCGUAUAAAGGUAACUUGUGUAAUUACUUAGUUGACGUUGUAGUAAAUGCAUCUAAUGAAAACUUAAAACACACCAGUGGCCUUGCUGAGGCACUAUUAAAAGCGGCUGGACCAGAGCUGCAACAGGAGUGUGACGAACUGGUGAGGAAGAACGGGAAAUUGCAGCCGGGGUGUGCAGUGAUCACCAGUGCUGGGAAACUCCCCUGCAAGAACAUCAUCCAUGCUGUUGGGCCCAGGUGGGCGAAGAAUGAAGCAGAAAAGUGUGUGUUCUUGUUAAAAAAGACGGUGAAGAAAAGUCUACAACUAGCCGAAACAUACAAUCAUCGUUCUAUAGCUCUGCCUGCUAUAAGUGGAGGGAUUUUUGGCUUCCCGCUGCAGACGUGUGCAGAUUCAAUUGUAUCCUCCAUCAAGGAGACCCUGGAGGAAUCCAUGGGACACAGCAGCUUGAAGGAGGUUCAUCUUGUGGAUGAUGCAGAAGCAACAGUUCAGGUUUUGAGCGAGACAGUAAAAAAAGUGUUCUCAGCUAAAUCAUCCCUCCUGAAUCUGGUGAUGCCACACGAUAAGCCAAGAGAAAGCCAGAAGAGAGAAGAGGAUGAGAAGGUGAUUACGACUAAUGAAGGCCUUCGCAUCCUAGUAGUGGUGAAAAACGUUCAGGAAGCCACGACGGAUGUCAUUGUCAAUAGUGUUGGCGAAGACCUGAAGUUCGGCGUGGGGCUUCUUUGCAAAGCCUUGCUGGAAAAGGCUGGACCAGGGCUCCAAGUAGAGUUUGAUGAAGAACAGCAAAGGCAGGCUGCUCGUCAAGGGAGCGUGGUCUGCACCAGUGGAUGCGCUCUGGCCUGCAAAUCCGUGCUUCAUGCCAUACUUCCCGUGUGGGAUGGAAGAACAGGACAUGCCCUGAAGACCCUAGAAAAUAUAAUCAAUUACUGCUUGAAGAAAACUGAAAAACUUGGACUGAAUUCAAUCACUUUCCCAGCUAUUGGAACUGGAGGAUUUGGAUUUCCUAAGACGACUGUUUCUAAGUUAAUGUUUGAUGUGGUAUUCAAGUUCAGUAGUCAUCGCACAAGGAAGACUCUCCAGGAAGUUCAUUUUCUCUUAAGUCCAAAAGAUACGGGUAACAUUAAGGCUUUUACCACUGAACUAGAACAUAGGCUAGCUGAAAGUUGCAAUGCUGCAGUGCCACAGUCAUGUUUCAUUAAGUCUGUUUCAACUGAAGUAUUGGGAGUUUAUGAAAUGCAUAUUGGUUCCAUUAUACUCCAAGUAGCUAGUGGAGAUAUUACCAAGGAGGAUACGGAGGUUAUUGUAAACAUAUCAAAUCCAACAUUUGAUGCCACAUCAGGGGUCUUCAAAGCAAUUAUGGAUGCUGCUGGUUCCCAGGUAGAAGCAGAAUGUGCACAAUAUGCUGAGAAGACUCUAAAUGGCUUUAUUACUACCCAAGGUGGAAAACUGUUGUGCAGUAAAAUCAUCCACUUGAUUCAUGAUAACAAUGUGAAGAAUCAGGUCUCCAAAGUCCUUCACGAGUGCGAGCUAAGGAUGUACAAAUCUGUUGCCUUCCCAGCAAUUGGAACAGGUCAGGCAAAACAGAGUCCAGCAAAGGUAGCCGAUGACAUGUUGGAUGCUAUAGUGGAAUUUGCAAGCAAAAGAUCAGUACAGCAUUUGAAAAAAAUUAAAAUCAUCAUCUUCCAGACAAAUAUGCUCAGAGACUUCUACGAAAGCAUGAAGAAAAGAGAAAAUUCAGAUUUGUCCACAACAGAUUCAUGGAUAUCUUUGUUAAAAUCAUUUUUAUGGGGAAAAAACCCAUCCACUGAGAAGAAAAAGCCUGUAGUUUUGGAGAAGAAAAUUGAUUUAGCCACAUUUCAGAUCUGUGGAGAAAGCCAAAAAAAUGUGGAUGCAACUGAGUGCUGGAUAAAGGAUUUAAUUUUAAAGGAACAGUUUGAAAACACUAUUUCAGAUGAGCUAAUUGAAAAUUUUGAUGAGAGGGAAAUUGACAUCUUGACAGAUCUCCAGAGAAGAAAGCAUGUUACCAUUCAGCUUGAAGAUAAACUUUCCCCACCUCUCAUUAAAAUUUCUGGUAUUAGCAGGGAUGUAUAUUUUGUUACUGUAGAAGUUCAAAAAAUGAUACAGAAAAUUAAGGACACUGAAGAAGAACGAUCCAAGGCAGAGCUUGUUUAUAACCUGGUAGAAUGGAGGUAUCCAGGAAACGAUGAUAGCUUUGUUGCUUUUGAUAAACUGACAAAUAUGCAGCUGGAGGAUGCCAAAAUAGCUAAAAAACCACAUCUUCCUGUCAAAAUUAACAAGAAGAACUACCAGGUGAAUCUGAAUACUCUAAAGGCUACUGACAACCAAGGAAAAACGAUAAACAUUCAACGUGUGCCAAAAAAUGAAGAUAUGCAGUCAGUAGAGCUCCCUGCGCAGUGGAAAGACAUGCAAGGGCAGCCGGUGAAAGUGGUGAAUCUCAAGCCAACACAUCAGGAAUACCUGGAAGUUCAGAACAGGUUUAAGAAAACCUGUCCCACCUUUGUCAUAGAGAAGAUUGAAAGAAUACAGAAUCCCUUCCUCUGGCAGACAUACCAAAUUAAAAAAAGAGCUCUCUCUGCAAAGAACAAAAAUCAAAAUAAUGAGAAGUUACUAUUUCACGGGACAGCUGCAUCCUCAUUGAGCACGAUCAAUUGCAAUGGAUUUAAUCGUGGGUUUGCUGGAAAGAAUGCUGCAGCCAUUGGAAAUGGAACCUACUUUGCUGUUGAUGCAAGUUAUUCUGCUCAGGAUAUUUAUUCCAGGCCAGAUAAUAAUAACAGAAAACACAUGUACUUGGCUCGAGUCCUCACUGGGCAGUACUGUGCUGGGAGCAGAGGGCUAGUCACUCCACCACCAAAAAACCCAGUAAAUCCUACUGAACUCUAUGACAGCGUGGUUGAUAAUGUGAAUAAUCCAACAAUAUUUGCCAUAUUUAGUGACAUUCAGGCAUAUCCUGAAUACCUUAUUACUUUCAAACAAUAG
Mesitornis unicolor (brown roatelo) is the source of this 5267-nucleotide messenger RNA. RefSeq names its product poly [ADP-ribose] polymerase 14-like. The annotation marks the transcript as partial. Gene Ontology annotation, biological process: negative regulation of gene expression. The record is from RefSeq and is a predicted model, not a curated record. Gene Ontology annotation, cellular component: cytoplasm; nucleus. Gene Ontology annotation, molecular function: NAD+ poly-ADP-ribosyltransferase activity; transcription corepressor activity. The transcript is spliced from 16 exons. Lineage: Eukaryota; Metazoa; Chordata; Aves; Mesitornithiformes; Mesitornithidae.